AUGGCCACCGCUACCAACAACGGCGCUGUCGACCAGCUCGCCAACGACCUGGGCAACGCUUCCCUCAACGGCUCUGACUCCAAGGCUGCCCCCGCCAUCAACACCAACGUUGAGUCUGGCGCUCAGGGCGACAAUGCCGACACCGCGGGCCCUACCCCCAGCUCCGCUGCGCCUCACCCCCAGGCCUCCGCCUCCCUCUACGUCGGCGAGCUCGACCCCUCUGUCACCGAGGCCAUGCUUUUCGAGCUGUUCUCUCAGAUUGGUUCUGUCGCUUCCAUUCGUGUCUGCCGUGAUGCGGUUACCCGCCGCUCUCUCGGCUACGCCUACGUGAACUACAACACUACCUCCGAUGGCGAGAAGGCUCUCGAGGAGCUCAACUACACCCUUAUUAAGGGCCGCCCCUGCCGCAUCAUGUGGUCGCAGCGUGACCCUGCCCUUCGCAAGACUGGCCAGGGCAACGUCUUCAUCAAGAACCUGGAUGUCGCCAUUGACAACAAGGCUCUCCACGACACCUUUGCUGCUUUUGGUAACAUCUUGAGCUGCAAGGUUGCUCAGGAUGAGAACGGCAACUCCAAGGGCUACGGCUUCGUUCACUACGAGACCGACGAGGCUGCUUCUCAGGCUAUCAAGCACGUUAACGGCAUGCUUUUGAACGAGAAGAAGGUUUACGUUGGCCACCACAUCCCCAAGAAGGACCGCCAGAGCAAGUUCGAGGAGAUGAAGGCCAACUUCACCAACAUCUACGUCAAGAACAUCGCCACCGAGGUCACCGACGAUGAGUUCCGCGACCUCUUUGCCGCCUUUGGCGACGUCACCUCUUCCUCGCUUGCCCGCGACCAGGAGGGCAAGAGCCGCGGCUUUGGCUUUGUCAACUUCACUACUCAUGAGGCUGCUUCCAAGGCUGUCGACGACCUUAACGGCAAGGACUUUAAGGGACAGGACCUGUACGUUGGCAGAGCGCAGAAGAAGCACGAGCGCGAGGAGGAGCUCCGCAAGUCCUACGAGGCUGCUCGCAUGGAGAAGGCCAACAAGUAUCAGGGUGUCAACCUGUACAUCAAGAACCUCGACGACGAGGUUGACGACGAGAGACUUCGCCAGCUGUUCGCCGACUUUGGCCCCAUCACUUCCGCUAAGGUGAUGCGCGACAACGCCACCGACUCCGGUAACGAGGAGGAGGGCUCUUCCGAUGAAACCGACAAGGAGAACAAGGAGGAGGUCAAGGCCGAGGAGAAGGAAGAGGCCGAGAAGACCGAGGAGAAGGAGGACGGCGAGAAGAAGACCGAGAAGAAGUCGGACAAGAAGCCCCAUGGUAAGAGCAAGGGCUUCGGCUUCGUCUGCUUCAGCAACCCCGACGACGCCACCAAGGCCGUUGCCGAGAUGAACCAGCGCAUGGUCAACAACAAGCCUCUGUACGUUGCUCUUGCUCAGCGCAAGGAUGUUCGCAAGAGCCAGCUUGAGGCUAGUAUCCAGGCUCGCAACCAACUCCGCAUGCAGCAAGCUGCCGCCGCUGCCGGUAUGCCCCAGCAGUACAUGCAGCCCCCGGUCUUCUACGCCGCGGGUCAGCAGCCCGUCUUCCCCCAGGGUGGUCGCGGCAUGCCCUUCCCCCAGGGCGGCAUGGCCAUGCCUCCCGUUCAGGGCGGCCGUCCGGGCCAGUUCCCCGGAGGAUACCCCCAGCAGGGCGGACGCGGUGUUCCCCAGCAGAUGCCCCCUGUCUACGGCAUGCCUGGCUCCUUCCCUCCCGGAGGUGCCUACCCCCAGCCUGGUAACCCGCAGUUCAUGGCGGCCAUCCAGCAGGUGCAGCAAGCCACCAUGGGCGGCGGCCGUGGCGGUCCCCAGGGCGGCCGUGGUCCCGUUCCCCAGGGAAUGCCCAUCCCCGGCGGCCCCGGCAUGCCCGGCUUCCCUCCCAACGCUCGCCAGGGUGGUAACCAGCCCGGCGCCGGCCGCGGUGGUGCCAACCCCAACGCUCCCCGUAACGCUCCCUUCCCCCAGGGUGGCCGUGGAGCCCCUGCCCAGGAGCUCAACAGCGGCAGCCUCAUCCAGCAGCAGCUCGCUGCCGCCGGUGGCAACCCCGGUCAGCAGAAGCAGAUCCUCGGUGAGGUCAUCUUCCCCAAGAUACAGGCUAUCCAGCCUGAGCUUGCCGGAAAGAUCACCGGUAUGCUUCUCGAGAUGGACAACGCUGAGCUUGUUAACCUCAUCGAGGAGGAGUCCGCUCUCAAGGCCAAGGUCGACGAGGCCCUCGGCGUCUACGAGGAGUACAUCAAGGCUCAGGGUGGCGAGGAGGGCGAGAAGAAGGCCGAGGAGACCAAGGCUUAA
Messenger RNA from Colletotrichum phormii, 2313 nucleotides. RefSeq lists its product as uncharacterized. Lineage: Eukaryota; Fungi; Ascomycota; Sordariomycetes; Glomerellales; Glomerellaceae. The record is from RefSeq and is a predicted model, not a curated record. Gene Ontology annotation, molecular function: poly(U) RNA binding; poly(A) binding; mRNA 3'-UTR binding. The coding region runs from base 1 to 2313 and encodes 770 amino acids. Gene Ontology annotation, cellular component: ribonucleoprotein complex; cytosol; nucleus. The transcript has 2 exons.